Messenger RNA from Sphaeroforma arctica JP610, 1304 nucleotides. RefSeq lists its product as hypothetical. Bases 396 to 1304 code for a protein of 302 amino acids. NCBI's taxonomy places the organism in Eukaryota, Ichthyosporea, Ichthyophonida. The record is from RefSeq and is a predicted model, not a curated record. The transcript has a single exon.
GACUUGCGUGAUAUAGAAAGACAGAUGUAGUGAUAUACAUCCCUGCAACGAGCCUGAUACGUACACGACAUCGACGACAUACAGUUGAUAUGCAUGUCCGUUUAUAGUGUUCAAGAUAUGAGGGGGUUUAAAAUCAAGUUCUUCAUUGCAAAUUGACAAGUAGUUAACCGAUUAUCUCUUGUAGUUCGUCGCUACGAAGCAUAGGAUCCGUUGAUCAGUAUCGACGACCACAACAGUUUACUUUCGAAUCAUAUUAUUUGAUUACCAUGAGCGUUAGUGGUAGAGGGAUAUGAAGUGAAUACUCAGUGUCGGAUCCAUCAGCCUGUACCCUCUCCGAUAGCCUGUUUCUCUGAAUUAGUGCCUAGAUAUACAUCUACAGCUACUCUGUUGCUAAGAUGAAUCCAUGCCACAUGACACUACGCACACCAUGUGGUGGACCACAUGGUCUGGUGAGGGCGGCAACAGACACACUGCAUGUUACUACAAGACUGUACACUUCUGUGAAAUUGCGAACCUCUGGGCCUAGCCGUUUACCUUGUAUGCACAGACACGUAACGGGAUUGCAAUCUGCCACACGACACACGCAGGUGAUCGCAAAUACAUAUGAAAGAGCAUUGUUAAGUAACAUCCAGCACGAUUUUAGCGUUCACUCUGUAGCAGGACUAUGUGGAAGUACAAGAAGGAGAGAUAUUCACACCAACACACCCAGGACAACGAUGUAUAGGGUGCCUGUAAAAACACGGGGCAGUGACAAGUACGUACACAUACCUUCUGUUCUAUUCCAAUCUACACCUAGACGCAACACGAGUCUGAGAUAUACAGACCAUACAAGUCAGGAGAUUAGUAGGCAGGCAUCAUACAGCCGCACGCACACACACCAGUAUCACACAGCAAACCCAGCGACGACCAUCCACACAGACUGGCGUAAUGCACUGUCAGACCUGGACGCUGCGUGCGAGGCAUUAGCCAUUUUAAAACGCACACACGCGGACAAACAUGCCGUGGCUAAACAGUCUCAGACAGUCACAGGCAUGUACCACAAAGCCGUACGAUUCUGCAUCGACGCACAGCAGCUGCAUGAGGCGUUCACCAUAGCCAAGCGCAUGGCCGGCGAGCACAUUCUGCUGCGCAAUCCAAACCAUCUCAUGAGUGAGUUGGUUAUCCGGGGUAUGCUAGGACAAGCUUUGGGAGUCUACCAGAAGCACGUGGCGCAUAAGGACCACCCCGCGCCUGGGUAUGGAACUUGCGUGCUGUAUCUGUAUCAACCGAGUGCUCAUGAAUCAGAGUGUGCGCGAGUGCUAUAG